Messenger RNA from Penaeus vannamei (Pacific white shrimp), 2337 nucleotides. The record is from RefSeq and is a predicted model, not a curated record. NCBI's taxonomy places the organism in Eukaryota, Metazoa, Arthropoda, Malacostraca, Decapoda, Penaeidae.
CGACAUUGCCCUCAUCAGACUCAAGACAGAGAUCCAGUUCCCAUCUGACAACAAAAUCGCCCUGUCUGCCUUCCAACUGCUGGUGAAAUGUAUGAUAGUGUGGAUGCCACAAUCACAGGAUGGGGAGCUCAACAGGAGGGAGGAUCCGCAUCGGGCACCUUGUUCGAAGUAACAGUGCCCACCAUGACAAACACCGAAUGCAAUACCAAGUACGGAGGAAGCAUCACUGACAACAUGAUCUGCGCAGGCAUUCCUGAGGGAGGCAAGGACUCCUGCCAGGGAGACUCUGGUGGACCAAUGGUGGUGGAAGAAAACGGCAAGUGGAAGCUGGUGGGAGUUGUGUCGUGGGGUUAUGGCUGUGCUCGACCUGAAAGGCCCGGAGUCUACGCCAGAGUUACCCAAUAUUUGCAAUGGAUUUCUGACUCAACAACCGGAGUCUGUGUCGAUGGGAACACACCUGCUCCUACAAAUGCCCCGACGACUGCCCCUACUACUGCCCCGACGCCUGCCCCUACUACUGCACCCACGCCUGCCCCUACUUCUGAUCCUAACACUGAUUGCCCUGGAUGUGGACAAGUCAACCGUGCCAACCGCAUUGUUGGUGGAGUAGAGACGGAGGUGAACGAAUAUCCCUGGAUGGUUUCUCUUGUCGACGGCAGUGGAUACUAUCACUUCUGUGGCGGUUCUAUCAUCUCCAGCCAAUGGGUCGUCACUGCAGCUCACUGUGCAGUAGGCAUGACCACCUCGGAUUAUGUGCUGGUGGGAGACCACAACCUGUACUCCGGAAGCGAAGCCAAUUCUCAGUGGAUGCAGAUUGCUGAAAUUGUGAAUCAUCCGUCCUAUGAUUCCAACACACUGGACAACGACAUUGCCCUCAUCAGACUCAAGACAGAGAUCCAGUUCCCAUCUGACAACAAAAUCGCCCCUGUCUGCCUUCCAACUGCUGGUGAAAUGUAUGAUAGUGUGGAUGCCACAAUCACAGGAUGGGGAGCUCAACAGGAGGGAGGAUCCACAUCGGGCACCUUGUUCGAAGUAACAGUGCCCACCAUGACAAACACCGAAUGCAAUACCAAGUACGGAGGAAGCAUCACUGACAACAUGAUCUGCGCAGGCAUUCCUGAGGGAGGCAAGGACUCCUGCCAGGGAGACUCUGGUGGACCAAUGGUGGUGGAAGAAAACGGCAAGUGGAAGCUGGUGGGAGUUGUGUCGUGGGGUUAUGGCUGUGCUCGACCUGAAAGGCCCGGAGUCUAUGCCAGAGUUACACAAUAUUUGCAAUGGAUUUCUGACACAACAACCGGAGUCUGUGUCGAUGGGAGCGCACCUGCUCCGACAAAUGCCCCGACGCCUGCUCCUACUUCUGAUCCCAAUUCUGACUGCCCUGGAUGUGGGCAAGUCAACCGUGCCAACCGCAUUGUUGGUGGAGUAGAGACGGAGGUGAACGAAUAUCCCUGGAUGGUUUCUCUUGUCGACGGCAGUGGAUACUAUCACUUCUGUGGCGGUUCUAUCAUCUCCAGCCAAUGGGUCGUCACUGCAGCUCACUGUGCAGUUGGCAUGACCACCUCGGAUUAUGUGCUGGUGGGAGACCACAACCUGUACUCCGCAAGCGAAGCCAAUUCUCAGUGGAUGCAGAUUGCUGAAAUUAUGAAUCAUCCGUCCUAUGAUUCCAAUACACUGGACAACGACAUUGCCCUCAUCAGACUCAAGACAGAGAUCCAGUUCCCAUCUGACAACAAAAUCGCCCCUGUCUGCCUUCCAACUGCUGGUGAAAUGUAUGAUAGUGUGGAUGCCACAAUCACAGGAUGGGGAGCUCAACAGGAGGGAGGAUCCACAUCGGGCACCUUGUUCGAGGUAACAGUGCCCACCAUGACAAACACCGUAUGCAAUACCAAGUACGGAGGACGCAUCACUGACAACAUGAUCUGCGCAGGCAUUCCUGAGGGAGGCAAGGACUCCUGCCAGGGAGACUCUGGUGGACCAAUGGUGGUGGAAGAAAACGGCAAGUGGAAGCUGGUGGGAGUUGUGUCGUGGGGUUAUGGCUGUGCUCGACCUGAUAGGCCCGGAGUCUACGCCAGAGUUACACAAUACCUUGACUGGAUUUCGACCUCGACCGGAGGUGUCUGUCCGACGGCUGGUUAAUCCACCCAUUGGAAAGGUUGUCAGAAGCCAAAGCCCGGGCCAGGAGUACACUCUCGAAGGCACGGUGUAGACGAGGAGCUGGAAUUGGAUGUUUUCAUUCCUGUCUUCCAUGUUUUCUUUAGUUUGGCCAAGUUUCCUUUCUUUGCCCUUAUUUCUGUUUCUGGAUUUUCCAUAUCAGGAAAUAUUAAAUUUGUGAAUUGA